AUGAUGCGGAAGAGCGAGAAUAUGCCCCGUCAGAUGCCUCCUCCGAGUACACUGCCCGGCCUAGUUCGGAUGACGAAAAUGACAUCGAUUCACCGCCAGACUACGACCUACCCGCGGAGCAACCACCCCAAUCCAAACCAGAAAAACGUUCUCUCAGCACCACCUCCCCCCGCCCUGUCAAACGCGGCAAACCACCACCCCCCUUCCGCCCUCGCCUACCUCGACCUCCUGAACGAAGACAUCGUCUCCACCUCCACCAAAUUCCUCCCACCACCCCCCUCCUUCCCCCCCCUAUCCGACUCCCAACACGGCCUCGCAUACUGGACCGAAACCGAAAAGAUCCUCCUCUUCGAAUCCCUCUCCCGCCUCGGCCCCUCCAACCCCCUCGCCAUAUCCCAACGCCUCAAAACAAAAUCCGAACUCGAAGUCUCAGCCUACAUCUCCCUCCUCAAAUCUUCGGCCGGUGGUUCAGACCCAAUCCCCGUAUCCGACAUCCCUUCCGCAGUAGAACUCUCCCCAGCCCUCUGCCUAGCCCUCGAAGACGCCUCCGACGCUGUAGCAACAAAACAACUCACCCACGAACGAACCCUCGAAUCUAACAAAUGGGGCCCAGCACACUGGCUCAUCACCCCCCAAAACAUCGAAGAGAUCGAACGUGAUCCCGACCCCAAAAUGCUCUUCCACCCCCUUUUUCGUCUGCGGACUUGGCUUAAGCUCUCGGAGCGGGUGUUUAUGAACUCGAGGGUGGAAGACUAUAACUACCGCACUUUUCUGCCGGAGAAGGGACAAAAACCGGGGAUUCGUGCUACUGCGCUCGAGGAUUUUUAUUCGUUGGUCGUCUCCCUCACGCGAAGAUUGGUGGCGACGUCUAUUUUCAUGGCAGAGGAGAGGAUAGACCAAAAGAGGAAGAGUGCUUAUCCCGAGAUUAGCAGGCGGGUUUGGAAAGGGGAUGUGAAGGCUGCGCUGCUGGCGGUGAAUAUGCCUAGUCCUGCCAGGAGGGAAAGGGAGAAGUUUUGGGGAGAGGCUGCGAGGAGGCUGAGGUUGAAUGUUGUGGACGAUAGUGCCCAGGACGAGAAGGUGAGGAUGGGGUGGGAUCAGGUGGAGGAGGUGUUGGGGGUUCGGACGACGGGUGGU
Molecule: messenger RNA, 1134 nt
Organism: Podospora anserina S mat+
Lineage: Eukaryota; Fungi; Ascomycota; Sordariomycetes; Sordariales; Podosporaceae
Exons: 1
Biological process (GO): transcription initiation at RNA polymerase I promoter; nucleolar large rRNA transcription by RNA polymerase I
Cellular component (GO): RNA polymerase I upstream activating factor complex
Molecular function (GO): RNA polymerase I general transcription initiation factor activity; rDNA binding
Source: RefSeq, a predicted model, not a curated record